Eruca vesicaria subsp. sativa (arugula) is the source of this 234-nucleotide messenger RNA. Lineage: Eukaryota; Viridiplantae; Streptophyta; Magnoliopsida; Brassicales; Brassicaceae. The record is from the annotation of a GenBank genome assembly.
AUGGCUUCCUCUGAUUCCGUCGUAUCUCACACUGCCUUCGAUGCUCUCCAGAUCGGUCGCUCUUCCCAGUUUGUCGUGGCUAGAGAUUUUGUGAUUCAUGGUUUCAUCCCUGCUGGUCGGGCCAGUUUUUACCGGCCAUCCUUGCUUGACGUUUCUGUUGUGAAGGUUUCAUGGUUCGAAGUUUCUAGAUCCACGAAGAUGGACAAAAUAACAGAGCAUCCUUUCGUCAUCUGA